AUGAACUUUAUUAAAACCUUUUCAUCUAUCACAAAAGCCACCUCAUUGGAAGGUUUUACCCAAUCAGUUUUUAAAAGAGGAUUUUUCAUUCGUGGUAAAAAUACAUCAGAAAUUAUCGAUCCAAAUGCACCAACAACUUAUCCAAUUAAACAGAUUUUUUGUUUUGAUCGUGUAGUUAAAGGUAAAGCUGGUGCUAAAAGAGUUAGACAUGCAGAAUUUAUUCCAGCAACUAUUACAGGUGGUGGUUUACCAUUAAAAAAUAUUCAAAUCGAAUGGGGUAGAAUUAAAGGUUUACUUACAACCGGCAAGUUAUAUAAAAAUAGAAAAUUCCUUUUAAAUCUUGAUGAUAAAGAACAACUUAUUGGAAAAUUAGCAGUUGCUCAAUUCCACCCACUUUCAGAACAGGUUUUAUUUUUAAAGUUUUCAAGAUCAACUGAAGAUCCAAAAACCUUUACUUCAGAAUUAUUACCACAUUUACAAUAUAAACAAAGACAAGAAAACGAAAUCCAAAAUAAAAGAGAUGAGGCUCUUCGUUAUAAAAAACUUCAAUCAAUCGAUCUUUCAUUUAAACCAGCAGUUAGAAAAUCAGAAUUAAACAAUUAA
Dictyostelium purpureum is the source of this 603-nucleotide messenger RNA. RefSeq lists its product as uncharacterized. Gene Ontology annotation, molecular function: structural constituent of ribosome. The transcript has 3 exons. The record is from RefSeq and is a predicted model, not a curated record. Lineage: Eukaryota; Evosea; Eumycetozoa; Dictyosteliales; Dictyosteliaceae. Gene Ontology annotation, cellular component: ribosome. Gene Ontology annotation, biological process: translation. The coding region runs from base 1 to 603 and encodes 200 amino acids.